Messenger RNA from Cephus cinctus (wheat stem sawfly), 735 nucleotides. Its product is annotated as ETS homologous factor-like. Bases 1 to 735 code for a protein of 244 amino acids. The transcript has 6 exons. Gene Ontology annotation, biological process: regulation of transcription by RNA polymerase II; cell differentiation. Gene Ontology annotation, cellular component: nucleus. The record is from RefSeq and is a predicted model, not a curated record. NCBI's taxonomy places the organism in Eukaryota, Metazoa, Arthropoda, Insecta, Hymenoptera, Cephidae. Gene Ontology annotation, molecular function: sequence-specific DNA binding; DNA-binding transcription factor activity, RNA polymerase II-specific.
AUGAAUAAUUUGGUAAACUACCAGACUCAUUACUGGAUAGAAAAUGAUUCCCUGACAAUGUACAACGAGGAAAAUGAUAUCGACUCGGAGAAAAAAAUCUACGACAUGGACACUGGGGCGAAUGUGCAGCAACACAAUUUUUUUCUUGCCGAUAAAGACGAUAUGUCUAACGAUGGUGUAGCCUGGUCGGAGAAAUCGGUAAAACAUUGGAGUCGAAGAGACAGUGCAGGGUGGCUGUUAAAUAGUUCGAAACGUCUGGGACAACCUUAUCGCUCCAUUUCGGAUUCCUUAUGUGUUCCUGGACAGGAUUUAAUUUCAAUGACGAAGGAUGACUUCAAACUGUACGAUGAGGUCUACGGCGAGAGGCUCUAUGAUAUUUUGCACUCAGAACACUUAUCCGAAUUUCUAGACAUACCCUGUGAGGAUAAAUUUUCUCGAACGAAUAAUCUAUCUGAUGUUGAGUCGGAUAGCAGUGAUAAAGUACGUCCAAAACGAUCACCGGGAAGACCUCGCGUGUCAAAGUGCAAUAAGACAUCAAAUACUUACGGAAAAUUAUGGCAGUUCAUUGUGCAACUUUUGCAUAAUGAAGAUACGUGUCCGAAACUCAUACGGUGGGAGGAUUAUUCACAGGCUCAAUUUCGUUUCAUGCGCAAUGACGAAGUAGCUAAGAAAUGGGGAGCGAGAAAAGGAAAUACAAAGAUGACGUACGAAAAGCUCAGUAGAGCCAUGAGGUAG